Lethenteron reissneri (Far Eastern brook lamprey) is the source of this 3967-nucleotide messenger RNA. It is a transcript of the gene NUFIP1, whose product is annotated as nuclear FMR1 interacting protein 1. Gene Ontology annotation, cellular component: nucleus. The record is from RefSeq and is a predicted model, not a curated record. Lineage: Eukaryota; Metazoa; Chordata; Hyperoartia; Petromyzontiformes; Petromyzontidae. Gene Ontology annotation, biological process: box C/D snoRNP assembly. Gene Ontology annotation, molecular function: RNA binding.
CGGCACCGGAAGUGGACGCGCACGUGCGUGCCAUGUGGGAGCCGUGUUCGCGUGAGUGCCGCUGCUGCUUGUGGAUUUCUCGGUGUCUGACGCGCGCGUGAAACCGCCACGAGGUUGUUCCGCACCCCUUGACCAGACGCUAUGGACUCGUACGGGAUGAUGUUUCGCCCGCCGAACGCCUCCACGGUCUGGCGCGGUCCGCCGCCGCCUCCGCCGCCUCCUCAUUUCAGCGGGCUGCCCUGGUCAGGGCCUUGGCCUGCGUGGAGACCGCACUUUCCUAGCGGACCCCCCUGGAUCAGUGGUGCCCAACCCGGGCCUCACAGCGGCCUCCCAUCGGGACCUCCACCUGGACCUCCACCUGGACCUCCACCCGGACAUCCACCCGGACCUCCACCCGGAUUUGGUUGGGGGAACCAGUGGGGAUCUCCCCCUGCCAGACACGGGGGACCGGCAAGAGGCGGCGGCGGUCAUGGGGGUCAUGGGGGUCGUGGAGGUCGUAGGGGUCGUGGUGGCAACCACCCAAAGCGUUUCGCGUCCCCACAUGGCCAGCCGCAACCUCCUGCGCCACAGCGAGAUGACGACAACCACCAGGGCCCCCCUAAAAGCAAGAAAAAAAAGAAGGAGCCAGUGUACACUCACUUUUGCGACACCUGCGACCGUGGGUUCAAGAACAAGGAGAAGUUUGACGAGCACAUGUCGCAGCACACCAAGUGCAAGGUGGAAGGCUGUACCUUUGAAGCUCACGAGAAGCUGGUGCAGAUUCAUUGGAUGAAUAGGCACGCACCGGGUGCCAAAAAGUUCAAGCUGGAGACGGCGGAGGACAUUGCGAAGUGGAGAGCAGAGCGACGGAAGAAUUUCCCGACCACCGCGAAUGUGGCUCGCAAGAGAGUGCUGAACGAAGAGAGGGAGGCCAGAGGAGACGUUUUGACAACAGCGCAGUUUGGGAGGAUGCGCGGUCGCGGGCGGUGGCGAGGCCGCGCAUCGUGGAGGCACAGGGAACGCCCGGGUGGCCCGGGGGGCGACUGCGACCGCAACGGCGAGGAGCGACAGACAACCCCCACCCCGAGUCAAGAACGGUCCGGCCCGUCGGAGACGAGCCAAUCAGCAGCCGGCGACGAGGACCGUGUGGGGAAAGCCGCAAAGGCCUAUGGGAAAGAGGUUGACCCGCUGAGCAUUCUGGCAGACAGUGAUGGCAACUCGGACAGGGAGGAGAAGGCGGCGGCGGCGGCGACUGUCGGCGCCAGCGCCAGCGCCGUGAUUCCGUGCUGCGUGACGGCUGGGCUCGGCGCGCUCAUGGCAAACUACGGGAGCGACUCGGACAGCGCGAGCGACGACGAGCCACCCCAAGAGCUGUCGUCCAAGCGGCCCGAGGCUAAAGAACCGGAGCGACGCUUCCCGCCCAGCAAGGCCGCCGAGAAGUCGCUGAACGGCGUCGCAGAGCCGCCCGGAACCCAAGCGCAGGACAGCGGGCAUCUAGCAGCGGAGAAGCCAAGAGUUCCACAGUUGCAGGGCGGCGACGGGCGGGGCGGCGACGGGCGGGGCGGCGACGGGCAGGGUGGCGACGGGCGGGGCGGCGACGGGCAGGGUGGCGACGAGCGAGACGGCCAGGGACAGGGCGGCCGCUGGCAGGGUGGCCGCUGGCAGGGCGGCCGCUGGCAGGGCGGCCAUGGGCAGGGCGGCCGCUGGCAGGGCCGCUGGCGAACAGGCGACCGUGGGAAGGGUCGAGGGAGGGGCCGGGGCGGACACGGACAAAUGGCCAAGCCUCGGCCCACGCUGCUGGCAAUGCUGCUGGCACCAGACAUGAGGAAAGAGAGGAACGCCCUCCUGCAGUGCGUCCGCUACGUCGUCCAGAAAGGCUUCUUCGCGACGACCAGCGAGCGGAGGCCCAGCGCGGGAAGUCGCGCCGAUUCGGCCCCAUCGAACGACGCCGAACCGACGGGCGUGGCUGAGAGGUCGGAGGUGACAGGUCACCGCGACUCCGAGGAGGGUCCCGUUGAUGUUGCAACGAUCUCAAAAGAAACGGCGGUCGACCACGACGCCAGGGCCAGCGAGGAGAUCUGGGAAACUCCGCCCUUGGUGGAGGUGCCCACUUAGGAGGUUCCGCUUCCCGACGCACAAACUCGGCGAAAAUAGGGAGAGAGAAAAAAAACGCAUGGACAGGAGGAUUAGCCAAUGUUUUUUUUUUAUCUCUUAACAUUUUCGGAACCUCGUCAGUGCUGCGACGUGUCUUUGGCCGCGUGGCACCGCGAUCUUCGGCCUUUGCGGAGGCAAUGGCGGAGCCAGGAUUUUGAGGUCCGGGGAAGCAACCCCUCCAGCAAUGAGAAAUGAUAGGAGUUGUUAGUAAGUAAGGACUUGUCCCUUGCUUUUUUAUUCGACGCGUGUGCGGCGAUGACGCAGCCAUCGAUCGAGCGUCGAAUUCGAACCGCGUUGUGUGAUCGGCAUCGCGCUCGCUGAAGGUGAAUGCCUUCAGGGAAGUCGUGUUCUGUAUACGCAACUGCGCACAAUUCUGUGAGUCACUUAUAACUGCUUUGCCGUUACUUAUUGCCAAUGAUGGACUCAGACUAUUGUCCUAUCAUCUUAUAGAGUCCCUGGCACGUAAUAAUAUGCUACACAGUGGCAGUGGGAGUCGCAAAAUGCCGAUUUAUUACUAAUAAACCCCAAUGAUCCGAUCGAAAUUAGGGAUUUCGAUCGGAUCAUUGGGGGGGCACGUGCCACCCCACCCCCCCCCCCACUGGCUCUGCCAGUGUGCGGAGGAGCGUGAGCUGCAGUCAGCUGCUGGGGCAUCCGUCUUGCGGAACGCUCAUAAUUCUGUAAGCGCAGACAACUUGCGACGGUCACACGGAGUCCCCUGUGAACAACGGAGUCUUCCCGUUACUGCCGAGCGUAUUGGAAUAGAUCAAGUCGCGCGUGAUGUGCCAAACCUGAGACGACCGGUACAUCACGCCGCACUCAAGCGCACUCGCUUUUUACAUUUAGCAUGGAGGAAGGGGGGGGGGGGGGGCGAGGGGGGGAUUUUUAUUAAACUCUGUACAGAGCCCGGCGCAUCACCUUUUGAGAACGGUCCACAGGAGACAUCUCCGAACCGUAUCUGAGAUCCCCCUUCAAGUGGCGGAGGCCACUGCAACUUUCCGACGCACCCUGCUACUUAGGCGUGUGUGCGUUGCAUGGCAAUCUAACCGAAUAAAAUAUAUAUUGUCCAGAGCUGUUUUAUUUUUUUUACUUUUUGCCUAAUUAAAUGAAAAAAUGAAGUUGGAUGUGAUGGGAUUGUUGCAGUCAAUAACUAUCAGCUGAAACCAUCAAAUGUCGCCACACUUGAUGACACGGUUUCAUCACGGGCGGCUUAACGCCCGAGACCCCGAGCCCACCGGGCCACCUCCAUGUGUUUAUUAUUUUGUCGAUUUGAAAGGAGGGCCAUGGACAUUGAUUUGAGCUUAAAAUAUACUUUAUGAUGACACGCGAGACACAUUCCAGCCAAUUGCAAGCCGGCAGUAUCAUUCGCCUCGCUUCGCCCAUUUAUAUUGAAAUUGAGUUAUCGGCGUUGUGUCGUCAGACUUUCAAUUUUUCAACUCUGCAGGUAGUAGUGCAUCACACGCUGUCAAGAGAACUGCCCUGGGAAGAAGCCUUCACAGAACUACAUCUGGGGUAAACCAAAAUCGAAUCUCCUAUCCACACUUGGGGCCGAUGCUCUGUAAAGUGUUCGUCUUGUCCAUUCAGAUAAUAAAAAUAAUUGUAAGGGUUGCGAUGUGACGAAUUAAAGCACAGAAGCAAAGAUUUUUGGUUCGCUGGUGACUGGGGCUGCGACGAUCAACACGCUGCACCUGGGAAGCCACUUUAAUCGGAUUGAAAUGCAGGAUCCUAGCUCUGUGGUCUCCGGCGCUCCGUGAUCGCAAGAAGCAGCCUCGAGUCGUUUAACAAAGCAUUCGGUUUCGACGUCACGAAUAAAUGUCAAACAUGAGAAAUUCCCAAA